UACAGACCUGGUCGCAUGCAUUCAGAGGUUUGGUAUAGCCCACGCCCCACAGGUUUGAACACCCCCAUUUGUUCAAAAUGGAUUCCUCCAUAAGGGAGCCGUCUCACUUAAAGGUGUGAACUCCACCUGCAGACCAAACAAAACCUUUUUGAAUGAAUCGCCAGAACCUAUAAGACUAUUGGGUCUUCGUCUUGUCACGCCAUCCUGGGUCCAUACCGAGACAGCACGCCAGAGCACAUGGACCAGCUAUCCAACUGGUCUGGUGCGGGAGAUGAUAUCACGGACGAGACUGCGUCACUGAUAGAGGAGGAGGAGGACGAUGAGAGCUCAGACAACCAGCCAAACUGCACUCCGUCUGUACCUCAAGUGCCUACCUACAAACAGAGACGAGAUGAGUUCCGGAGGUUAUUCAAAGACGUUGCGAGCUCAGAAAUACUCCUGCUGGACUACCCAUGUGCUCUCCACCGAGACGUGGGCCUCCUCCUGCAGGGGCGCCUCUACCUCAGCCAAAAUUGUCUAUGUUUCUGCAGCAGUGUCUUCGGACGCACUAAGAUUAGCCUGGCCCUCAAAGACAUCAGCCACAUGAGCAGGGAAAAAACAGCACGCCUAAUCCCUAACGCCAUCGAGAUCCGCAGCAGUAGCAAAAAGCUCUUCUUCACUUCCUUCGCCUCGAGAGAGAAGAGUUUCACCGGGGUGUUCCGUCUGUGGCAGAAUGCGCUGCUGUACAAGUCGCUGACCAAAGAAGAGGGCUGGGGGCUGGUCAGGCAGCACUAUGGAAAUGAGCUGGGCCUGAGCCAUGAAGAGAUGGAGAGCACACACUUUUCUGCAGACGUAAGCAUGCACAGUAGGCACGAGGCAGACGACGGCUACCUUGCAAAGUUUGAGAGGACGUCCUCCGGGCGUAUGCGAGCAGACCUGCCGUCUUUUGAAUAUGAUGACGUCUCUUCUGCAAGUUCACAGAAGUCUCCUUUCGAGGAGGAGCGCCGUGUCUCCCUGCCUCCGCGCCGCAGUCCCGUUGCGCUCAUGGAGCGCUUGGAACAUGAAUCUGUCGCUAGGUCUUUGCCGCCUUCUUCGGAAGAACCAGGCGGCGUGUCUCAGGAGAGCGGAUCGGAGAGCGUGGAAGAAGGUAAAGAAGAUGCACCCGAGGAGCGAAUUGGGCUGCUGAAGGAGCAGGGUCGCCUGAACCUCAACAAGGUCUUCCACAUGAGCGCCAGCCGAAUGUUCGACCUGCUCUUCACAGAGUCCAAAUUUAUCCACCGCUUCAUGAACGUGCGCAAGAUAACCGAUCCGAGUUUUGAGGCGUGGCAAAAAGAUCCCGGCGGGGACAUGAAGAGGACCCUGAACUACACCAUCACCAUCAGUAACCCUCUGAUUGGCAAGUUCUCCACGGCAACCGAGAACCAGACGCUCUACAAAGAAUCUCGAGACGGUCAGUAUUACCAGGUGGACUCUGAAGUGUACACGCACGACGUGCCCUACCACGACUACUUCUACACGCAGAAUCGCUACUUCAUUAAACGCCACACCAAGCACAAGUGUCGACUCAAGGUAUACACGUACGUCAAGUACAAGAAGCAGCCGUGGGGCCUGGUCAAGUCCUUCAUCACCAAGAACUCCUGGAGCGGCAUUGAAGAUUAUUUCAAACAGCUGGAGGCGGAGCUUCUGGAGGAGGAGGCCGAGAUCAACCAGGGAGCGGCGGAGGCCGGUGGGGGGCGGCGGAGACGGCGGACGUUCAGCCGGACCAUGCUGGAGCACAUGAAGCCCAAAAAUCUUUUCGGCCAAUCACACGACGAGCACGGAGACGCCCCGGGUGAGAUGAGCGCCCCGCGCAGAUGGAACAUCACGGCCAUCGUGGCUGCCUUGAGUGUGAUUCUUCUGAUCCUGACCGUACUAAACGUGGGCUUAUUCAUCAAGUUGUGGGCCAUGGAGGACGUGGCCCACCGCAUGUACCUGACCACAAAGCAUCGGCUGAUGGAGAAGACCGAGGCCAGCGUGGCGCCCGAGUACGCUUCCAGGCAGGGUCCACCCUUCAGGAGCAGAGAGGAGGCGCAGCUGCUCAGAACCGUGCUGCAGGACUCUAUUAACCUUCUAGAGCAGCUCCGACGGACUCUGUUGCUGCUGCAGCAGAACUUUGCAUCUUCCAAUCAAACAGCGUGACGCGAUGGUCAACCUCACCCUGUUUUUAUUGCUCUUGACUGACCUCUUGAACUGUGCCUUUAGUGUGAGUCACACACAAAAAAACAAAUGUGAAUACUUUAUUUUUUUGUUUUAUCCAGAAAGUGAAUCCUUUUUUUUUUUUUUUAAAUGAUGUUGUUGUAUACAAGUUUGCACAUUUUUAAUCUUAUUCGCCUAAGGGCUUUGAGCCCAGCAUGUGUUUUUAGAAAUUUCUUGAAAUAAAUAGGAUCAGUCAAGUCUUAUUUUUAGAUUUCCCCGUCUAUGAACCCCCCCCCCCCCCACACACACACACGCACUCGCAUUUACCCGGAUGUUUCGUUGAAUGUGUUUAUAUACACUUCUUGUUGUAAAUGCAUGUUUCCUGACCACUGUUGUGCAUAAAUGUUAAGUUUCAUGUUUACAUUGUUGCCGUCACUGUUCUAUUUUGGCCACUUGGGUGAAUUUAUAGACCCCCCCCCCCCAUCAAUAAACUCUGAGUCUUCAAAUCCAAAUAAA
Molecule: messenger RNA, 2670 nt
Organism: Syngnathus typhle (broad-nosed pipefish)
Lineage: Eukaryota; Metazoa; Chordata; Actinopteri; Syngnathiformes; Syngnathidae
Gene: gramd1c
Product: GRAM domain containing 1c
Exons: 18
Coding region: 238-2157 (639 amino acids)
Biological process (GO): intracellular sterol transport
Cellular component (GO): plasma membrane; endoplasmic reticulum membrane; endoplasmic reticulum-plasma membrane contact site
Molecular function (GO): sterol binding; sterol transfer activity
Source: RefSeq, a predicted model, not a curated record